UCUUCUAUAACGACCCAUUUUAACCAAGACGGUGCAGUGAUACGACGCGACAGAAGAGAUUGCGAGUAACAUUAAAGCAAAUAAAUAUGGCCUGGACUAGUUUUAAGUGGAAGUGCUUCUUUAUCUCAUGUUUAGUGAUAGUUAACGUGUCUGCGAAAUCGUUACCCUUAAACUCAGACCUCUUUCUUCGUACGUCUGAAACCGUAUACAAAAGUGCUGUAAACUCGCUACUAACUGAAAAUCAGGAAGACGUUGAGGAGGAUUGUGACGAUGCCUUAAAAACAAAAAAUGAAGUAGACAUGACAGCUGCUGCGACUGUAAACAAAGCUCGAGCUAUCGCAAUGAGAAACAAUGUGAGACCUGGACAAGAAGCGACAGAAUACGCUAUUGACCUAACCUUCGAUGGCAACUCGUUCAAAGGCCGAGCUAUAAUAGAUGUUUUGGUAUCACAAGCGACGAGAGAAAAUGAUUUGAUAUUCCAUGCUAAAGAUAUCGUUAUAAAUAAUGUAGAAGUCGCCUUGUUACCUGGAGCAGACCUAAAGAAAACGAAAUUCAGUAAGUCUGGAGUCCAGUUGAAAAUAUCCCCUGAUGUUCCUUUCACAUCGUAUAAGGUGAUUAUCGAGUUUAGUGGACAAUUAGCGAAGCAUGGACUCGGAUUGUUUCGUGGGGAAUACGAUAACGAGACAUAUGUAGGAAUGAAUCUUCACCCGAUAUACGCAAGACGAGUAUUUCCCUGCAUGGAUGAACCUACACUAACGGCCAAAUUUAAGUUUACCUUCAAAAAUUUGAACUACCAACAUAUAGUAUCAAAUUCAGCCUUGGAGGAUAAUUCUGAUGAUACAUUCAGAACUUUGGAAUCACCUCCACACCUGUGGGGCAUGGUGGCACAUAACCUUGCCAUUAUCAACACACCAAUACAGAAUGCACCAUUAUUUGCUAGACCAGGUCUUACUGGGCAAAUGUCACAACCGUCAGUAGCCAUCAACUCCUACUACAACUUCUUAAACGCUUGGACUAACAGAUCGUUCGUCGAUAUAAUAGCAGAUCAAAAUGGCAACAUGAAUAUUUUGGCAUUACCUGACGUCUCCAAGGAUUGGAACUCUCUGUCGACUGUUGGCAUUUGGGAACCAUACAUUAUGAUGACAGAAGACUGUUCCAUUAGACAGAGAAGCUUAGCGUUCCCAAAGAUAGCGGAGGCGAUGGCCAGGCAAUGGUUUGGAGGGGUCAUAUAUCCCCGGAACUGGGCUCAUGAGUGGGUUUUGUCCGGUCUAGCGACUUACGCCGGCUGGGAAGCCUACAAAGAGUUCCAAUCAGAUGGCACGAGCACCGUUGUGUCAGUCCUGGACGCUCACACACUAUUCGUGACUGAAAUCAUUCAGGAGAGUCUGCUCCUCGACGCGUACAGUUCAGCGCGGAUAUUAGAACCAGCGAACAUAUUUAAUGAAGAUGUCAUCAGGGAUCACAUACAUGGGCUCUUGAAGUACAAGGCCCCUGCUAUACUAAGGAUGUUCAGACUCUUAUUGGGGGACGCAGAUAAUGACUUUGUACAUUUAGGUGCGAGAGCAAGAUUGAACACUGGAGCUUUCCAGCCAAUUGACAGCGAUGAUUUCAUAGACUCCAUGAACAGUUACUGGCUGGCAGCCGGAGGUAACGAUCAUGAAUAUAUAAAGGACACGCUCACUCCAUGGAUUAAAAACAAUGGAUACCCUGUAUUGAACGUUUUACUGCGAAGAGGAGGAGUAUUUGUAUCACAGGAACGAUUCGGAUUUGCAAGCCAGACGCCUGUCAGCUAUGAUAUACCGAUCACAUUUACCACAAGCGUAAACCCUAAUUUCGUAGACACUAUGUACCCAUCUGGUACUUUGGGUGGCACUGACACUAUAGACAUGGAUCUAGAUGAGGAAGAUUGGGUUCUCUUCAAUAUACAGGGUCAAGGUUACUAUAGAGUGAACUAUGAUCCUGAACUUUGGGAAACACUCACUGAAGUUCUAGACGAUCCAGAUCAAAGGGAAGACAUUCAUCCACUUAACCGCGGAACACUGGUAGACGAUGCUCUUAAUCUGGCUAGAGGCCGACGUCUGACCUACGAAAUUGCUUUCAAUCUUGUAUUGACUAUGCAACAUGAAACCAACUACCCAGCGUGGAAGGCUUUCGUUAGAAAUAUGGAAUUCCUCAGAAAACGACUAGUAGCCAUGGUGACUGAAGAUGAGAUUUAGAUCCUGAUAUA
Molecule: messenger RNA, 2227 nt
Organism: Trichoplusia ni (cabbage looper)
Lineage: Eukaryota; Metazoa; Arthropoda; Insecta; Lepidoptera; Noctuidae
Product: membrane alanyl aminopeptidase-like
Exons: 9
Coding region: 87-2216 (709 amino acids)
Biological process (GO): peptide catabolic process; proteolysis
Cellular component (GO): cytoplasm
Molecular function (GO): metalloaminopeptidase activity; zinc ion binding; peptide binding
Source: RefSeq, a predicted model, not a curated record